Messenger RNA from Phaeoacremonium minimum UCRPA7, 879 nucleotides. RefSeq lists its product as hypothetical. The record is from RefSeq and is a predicted model, not a curated record. NCBI's taxonomy places the organism in Eukaryota, Fungi, Ascomycota, Sordariomycetes, Togniniales, Togniniaceae. Bases 1 to 879 code for a protein of 292 amino acids. The transcript has a single exon.
AUGUCGCUUCCGCCCAAAAAGCAAAGCAAGAGUCGGAAGCGCUAUUCGCUAGGCGCGACGAGUGAGGCCGCGCACAACCACCCUCAGGAGGAGCCACGAGGACGCUACGUGCACUCGCGGGACAAGCACGUCAUUGAGAUGGAGAGGAGGCUGCGACGCCUCGAGCGGGACGGGAACGCAUGGCUUGGCGCCAUGAUGCCGCUGCUCAACAACCUGAACCAAACGCUGGGGAAGCUACAGGAUGAGGAGGACUACGAGUUGAGCAGGAAAGAAUGGGGCGAUGGAUACAGGGAUAUACCCGAGCUCGAGUCCUUCCGUGCGCGACCGACUUACCAGUAUCAACAUCAGGAACAGGAGGAGGAAGACGAGUUCACCAGGCCUACGAGACGACCCCACACAGCAGACCCGAACCGCCACAGACGCCUGUCAAUGCAGAGCGAUUUCGAGCCGCGGGGCCGGAGCUUGAGGAGCCGCAGCCGCCAGUCGCAGGCCUCUCGCCAGUCCUGGGCAGGUGGUCCGCCGCCCAUGGCGAGCAUGUCGAGUAGCAGAGACAGAGGCCGCCGCAUCUCGCCGUAUAAAAUGCCCCUGCACGAGGAGCCCGAGGAGCCGAGCUGGCACCAGCGCGACGAGCGCAGGCGGACGGUGGGCCAGGCGCCGCGGGAUUUGUCCGAGUUCAGACGCAGCGCGGCUGGGUUCCGGAGUCGAAGCCGAAGUAGCAGCGGCAGCGGGGAGAGCAUGGUCCUCGGCGGCGGCGGACUCGAUAAUCUCGAGCCGCUGAUGCGCGAGCUCAUGGGCGGCUCGCGUCUGGACCAGCAGACUCCUGGAGAUAGGCGCACGCCGCUGGAGGAUGAUCCUGAAGCAGUGUUUGCGAUGUUUUGA